Limanda limanda (common dab) is the source of this 4622-nucleotide messenger RNA. It is a transcript of the gene faxca, whose product is annotated as failed axon connections homolog, metaxin like GST domain containing a. The transcript has 6 exons. Gene Ontology annotation, cellular component: cytoplasm. Lineage: Eukaryota; Metazoa; Chordata; Actinopteri; Pleuronectiformes; Pleuronectidae. The coding region runs from base 20 to 1258 and encodes 412 amino acids. The record is from RefSeq and is a predicted model, not a curated record.
GUGGCCGGAGACAGAGAGGAUGUACUGGCGCGUCGGGUUCGCCUGGACGCGGUCGUGUGUGGUUGAUCUCGGCCAGAACCAGAGCUUCUUCUGCGGCCCGCUGGGCACCGGCGAGGAGCAGUCGUUUUAUGGGUGCAUCAUCGCCUUCCCCCUGCAGGACCCCGGCGGGAUCAUGUCCGCUCUGGGCUCGGACUCGUGGUGGAGGAAGACGCUGUAUUUGACCGGAGGGGCUCUGCUCGCUGCCGCUGCCUAUCUGCUACACGAGCUGCUGGCCAUCAGAAAGGAGGAAGAGCUGGACUCUAAAGAUGCCCUCAUACUCCACCAGUUUUCCAGGCCCCAGAGUGGCGUUCCGUCCCUGUCCCCUUGCUGCCUUAAAAUGGAGACCUACCUCCGCAUGGUCGACCUGCCCUACCAGAACUACUUUGACGGGAAGCUUUCGCCGCAGGGUAAGAUGCCGUGGCUCGAGUACAACCAGGAGAAGGUGUUUGGCUCAGAGUUCAUCAUGGACUUCCUGGAGGAGAGGCUGGGCGUGAGCCUCAACAAGAGCCUGACACCGCAGGAGAAGGCCAUGUCCCGCGCCAUCACCAAAAUGGUGGAGGAACAUUUCUACUGGACCAUAGCUUACUGUCAGUGGGUGGACAACCUGGAGGAGACCCAGAAGAUGCUGUCGGUGAGCGGACCACUGAGUGACCUGCUCAAGUGGAUCCUGAGUCACCUGACCGGCGGGAUCGUCAAGAGGGAGAUGUACGGCCACGGGAUCGGGCGCUUUUCUAAGGACGAGGUCUACGCCCUGAUGGAGAAGGACAUGCGCACCCUGGCCACUAUACUAGGUGAUAAGAAGUACCUUAUGGGCUCAACUCUUUCCACAGUCGAUGCUGCAGUGUUCAGUCACCUGGCUCCUGCUAUGUGGACGCUACCGGGAACACGUCCGGAGCAGCUAAUCAAAGGUGAGCUGAUCAACCUGGCCAUGUACUGUGAGCGUAUCCGCCGGCGCUUCUGGCCCGAGUGGUUCGUGGACCUGGAGGACUUCUACUACAGCGACACCACAGAGGGCAGCGACUCGCACUCCAAACUCCCUGACCUGGGUCUCUACUCCUGCACGGACACUUUCCAGGAAGACACAAAAACACACACUUCACCCGCCCCCACUCCACAGGACGCCCCGUCGCCGUCCCCGGACAGCGACCCCACAGGCUGCUCGCUUUAUGACUCUGACAUGGACACAGAGUGCUCUGAGAUGGACCAGCUCAAGUGUUGACAACACUUCCACGGCUACAUGCGCGCACACCACAGGAGGGCGCUGCUUCCCACCUGCACACAUGCCCCCCCCUACCUCUUAGAACAGUGAAUAACUGGGGAGUGUUUCUGGUGUGGAGAAAUCGAGGAUGUACAGGUUUAACUGUAGUGGAGGAAUGAUCGGUAAAGAGGGAAAGGGAGUGAAGGAUAGUUUAAAAAAGUCAGAGAUGGACAGAAGAAAAAAGGAGGCAGCUGUUAAAGGAAAGGAGAAGAGAUACAGAAAAUGAUUGAGAAGUAAUACAACCAGGAGUGAAUGACGCUGCUGCUGAGAAACUCCUCCACGUGGUCGACAUCAUCUGCAGUCACAACCGUCUACCUGUCAUCCCGUUGCUGUUACCUCGGCAACCACGUGUGUGUGGCCCCCCUCGUCCCCCGUAGCAACUUGCACCGCCCGGCCUUGUGUGAGUUUUCGACUAAACCGAACCCUCAAACGCCUUGUACCGAUAUGUCGUCCACAUGUAGGGAACUGUACAGGAUUCACGUGAACGAAGGCGAGUCAGUGUAAAUAUAUAAAAGAGUCUGAUUGGAUUCUCAGAUCUAAUAGAUAGAAUAUUUAAUUCUAUAUGAGUAUAAAUAGUAUAGAUAGCUUGCAAAUAUAAAACCAUCCCCUCUGUGCUAUGGUGUAAAUAAUGUCUGUGUUUCCUCUGUGAAAUCCAUUUUGUGUUGGACACAAAUUGUCUUGUAAUAGUCUCCAUGAUUACCCACUCCGCUGGUCUAGGAUCAGAACAUGACCUCUUGUGUGUGUGUCCUUCUACACAACUGGGAUAUUACAGUCAUUUCCGUUGGCCAUAUUUAAAGAGUCUAGUUGUAGAUAGUGGAUAUAUUAGAUUGUAAAGCACUUGAAAUUUUAUUUUGUCUUAUUAAGAUGCUUAUUUUGCUAAAAAAAACAACAACAACAACCACAUCCUUCGAAUAAUAUGGAGACAAAUAAGCUGUGUCUCAAUUCAGCAGAGAGUUUUAAUGCCAUUUGCUUUGUCUUAACAUGUGCACCGUUUGCUUUUCGGUUUCAUUGACGUGUGCUACUCAAGCAUUGCUCCUUGUCAUUACCACAUUUUUUGUCUCUGAAUCGCAAUGCAUGCUGGGAUGGGUUGAGCCGGGAAGGGUCCACUUGUUGGAGCCUUUGUUUGUUGUCUGCUGAAUUAAAGGAGCCUUCGAAAUGGGACAGCCAGGUCGCACCGCUUGACCCCUGAAUCGAGACACAGCUUUACUGUCAUGCCCCUGUGUUGUUUGUCUUUCAGGACAUUAGUCACGCAGACAUUUACAUGCAUUAAGAGCGAGUCAAACAAUCACCUAGGAACGGAUGUAAUAGAUAUAUAAUCUGAAUGAAAGUGCAUGGCUGGCGCGUCCCUUUACACUUCAUGUGGAUAGUUUUAUCUGCAUUUCUAAGCUGGCCUGUCUGAGUUUGACGUCGUGACGCAGUUUGGGUUUUUCGAUGCCUCCGGGCAAAUCAAAGAUGUAGCCGAUGGAUCAUGAAAAAUACUUUUUUUUUAAAUUCUGCUAGCAGUUGAGUUUUUUUGUGUCACCUGCUCCACAUUUCAAAAUUAUGGAUUGCUCAGACAACGUUAUGUAAAGCAAUAAGAGAGCGAAUUGCGUGGUAUGCGGCCUGUGCGAUUGCGAGGUGCAGGUUUGAUGUGUGUUUGUCAUUCAGCAAAUGCACGUGCCGACAUGUUGCGUGUUCAGGCUGCUUGUGUGGACGCAGGCAAGGGGUGCACAGUGGGUUCACUUCUGUUUUACUUCAAUCCUGCAGGCGAAUUCAUUAAUUUCAGCGAAUGGAAUAAAGUGGAAAUUAACUGAAAAUUGCUGUGACAGGCCGUUACGCAGAGAUACUUGUGUUGUGUGCAUAUGUUGGCCAGAUUAAGGAAAGUGCAGAAGAGUGAAGCCAAAAAUAUGUUGGAGAUCAUUUAGGAGAGUCUCUAUUAAGUUUUUUCCCAACUAGUAAAUGUCCUAUGCAGCUCGUAUGUUUGUCAAUAUCGGCCAAUGUGUCAUUUGAGGAUCAAAUAUCUACAACCGAUCUCUAAAAUCAAUCAUUGGUCGGCCCCUACUCGUGUGGAUGAUGCACAAAAAUUAUACUUAUAUAACUUAAAAAUAUGCAGCAUUAAUAUGUAGCGGUAUAUUGUGAAAUAAAUAUCAAUACGUCAAAAUAUGAAAUUCAGCACAUAGCGAAUAGGUUGACGUGUGAUAGGUCAAUAAGGGAAUAUUCUGAAUCUGAUGUUUCCGUAGAACCACGGUGUUGAUUGGGAUUUAACUAAAGAGUUUAAUGAUGAUUUCAUGCCAGAAUUGAUUUAAUUGUCCUCUGUGUGGCCUCUUCACUGGAGGAGUUACCCUCUGGGUUCUCUGUCAAAAUCAUAACCUAUACGAAGCCUUUAGGGAAGAGAUAAUCGACGCGUGGACAGCAAAGCCUUUUUGUGUGUGUGUGCUGCAGUUCAUUUUUCAGAAGAAUAAUACAGCCUGAAACUUAAGGAGAUGAAUUUUCUUUUUGAGUCUUCAGACCCCUUUGCCUGCAUGUUCUUGCCUUCUCUCGUCAACAGUCAGAUUUAGCCUUAUGAUAACUAACUCCUUAAGCCGUUUACUUUAUGCCAGUGCCAGCAUAUAUUUUUUUACACGUCGUUAUUUAUUAUGUAUUUAUUUCAAUGUGCGUGAUUAUGAUGGUGGAUGUGUUUGAAUUUUCAAAGAAUAUUGUUAUUUUGCACACUUCUUCUUUAUUAUGUUUACAUGUGUUGUCUUAAAAAUGAUUUUCUUGAUCUGUGGGUUUUAGUGCAAUACUGUGGAUUUUCGCUGACUUUCUGUUGACGCGGAAGAAAACGCACAUUUUAACGUCGCCAGUCAUUGCAUGUUUGUCCACGUUUGGACAUGUCAUUCGGUAAACGUAAAAUAUUCCUGUCAUGACGUCAUAAUGUUCCAGCAGUUUUGUGUUAGAAUAGAUGAAAUCGUAAAAGAAAACAUUAAAUACUGAGGUAAAACACCAAACGUUACUACUUCCAGAUCAGCGUCCGUGGGCAACUUCAUCAUCUCAGUGUUCCUCACCAGUUAAAGGUCAGAGGUCGUGUGUGUCACGUUCCCAUUGAUAUUUCUGCUUAUAGACUUUAGAAGCCAUAAUGUCUCCUUGUGUCGUGUGUGUGUGUGUGCUGAAACACUUGUGGAUUCCCAUCAAACUGUAAAUAAGAAAACUGGGGAGGGGGGUUAAAAUUGCGGAAAUUACCUAAAAGAAUAAAACUCUGUCACAUUUAAAAAUAAAAUAUUCUUAUGAAUGUAUCAAACCUGGAGAUAAAAAGCUGUAUGACAAUGGAUUACUCAUAAUAUGUCAUUAAAUAUAGCUGUGUUAUUUU